Molecule: messenger RNA, 2933 nt
Organism: Carassius carassius (crucian carp)
Lineage: Eukaryota; Metazoa; Chordata; Actinopteri; Cypriniformes; Cyprinidae
Product: interleukin-12 receptor subunit beta-1-like
Exons: 15
Coding region: 197-2206 (669 amino acids)
Biological process (GO): cytokine-mediated signaling pathway
Cellular component (GO): external side of plasma membrane
Molecular function (GO): protein binding; cytokine receptor activity
Source: RefSeq, a predicted model, not a curated record
GUGGUUUGUGGUGUUGCAGUAGUUAGCAGUUCAUUCUGCCUCAGAAACACACGACUAGUAGCUACGCACAGACUAAACACCUUCAGCUCUCAGUUGUCUAGAUGACUUUAAACACAUCGACCGUUAAUGUGAACUCUGGCUCGCCUGUGUAUUGGUCAUGUCUCAUGAGUGAGGAGCUUUCUGAACACUAGAAGCAAUGAGGAUGAGAGUGGCUGUGCUGGUGCUUGUUGUUUUCGUCAGUUUGACUGAAGCAGCACGAUGUGUUCCUACAAGUAGUCCACACUGUUACAAAUCUUCAACUAAACCUUCAGAGGACUUCAUUUGUGAAUGGGACGAGAGAAACCCUGAGAAGGGUCAAAAACACACUCUCCAUAUUUGGGACCCUGAAAAAAACAGUUUCCGUAUGCAUGUGAAGUCCAUCAAACCAGCACAGGCAGACCUUUUCUUGGAGGAACUAGGAACCCCAUUAAGAAAGACAGAAAUAUGGGUACAGACACAAGUGGGCAACCUCACAUGUAAUUCUACCAAAACUUCAGUCAUCCUUGAAUGCAUGGUCAAAUACAGUAAACCUUGCAUUAUCAGCAUGAAAAGGUCAGCUGGAAUCCUGAAUCUCACACUGGACAAACCGAAGGAUAACAGGGGUGCUAUAUAUGAGAUCAGAUGGAGAGAAAGAGACUCUGAAUGGCAGAAUAAAACGUUUGAAACCAAGGACAGCACUACUGAAGAUUUCCACAUGCUACAUCUACAGAACCAGACUGUCUACCAGAUCCAGCUGAGGCGGCAGGCCAAACUGCAUGCACAUCAAUGUGAAGACUCACUACAUGCUCUCUGGAGUGACUGGAGCCAAACGGUGGAUGUUCCCUCAGAAAUCAGGCGCGGACCUGUAAUACGCCGGGAAGAAAAUGACCUGAAAAAUGGUAGCAGGGAAAUUAAUCUCUUCUGGGAUGCUCCACCUCCUGAAGAGUCUGUAGGGGGUGUAAAGUACAUCCUGAAAUUCUGGGAUUGGCCUUGUGAGAAAAACAAGAAAAAGAAACAUAAAACUAAGGAUCAAAGCUAUAAUACAACAAUAGCAUAUUCAGAGGUCAAUAUUUCCAUUGUUGCAUCUAACAAUGUUGGACAUUCACCACGACAGCAUAUCGUCAUUCCUGCUGUGAAGCAUCUGAACUAUUGCAACUCUGACAUGCCCUUAAAUAUCAUCAUGGCUGAUAAUAAAACCUGCUUAGAAUGGUACAAGCUGGAAGACGGUGAGACCCGACCAGAGACAAUACAUAGCUCAGGCAAAAAAUUGUUCAAGGACAUUAAAGAUGAGGUUGAGCAUUAUGUUCGUCAUUAUUACUUUCUUCACACCAUAAGAAAUAAACGGUAUCAAACUGCCAUUAUGUGUCCUUUUUACUCAAAACAGAAAGCCCCUAUUCAUGGUCCAGCCAAUGUGAAUAUUUCUGACAUCACACAUGAAUCAGCUGUGGUAAGCUGGCUUUCCAUUCCUGUGGCGGCGCAGCAAGGAUUUCUACAGCAUUAUGGCAUUUGGAUAUCUGGACAGGGAAACACAAAGUUCCAUCAAGUCCCAGCAAAUCAAACCAGCUUCCUGAUCAAGGAGCUCCACCCAGGGGCCUCUUACACUGUAUCUAUAUCUGGAAGGACAGAAGCUGGUAAUGGGCCGAACUCAACGGUGAACUUUGAAACACACUCCAAAGAAAUGGGCUUAUCGUGGCAGGACCAAACCAUCCUGAUCGUCUGUGUGGUGGCCCUCUUGUGUACUGUAAUCUGCUCUGUAGCUGCCAGGAGAUUGAAGCUGCUACCUGAGGUACCCAUCCCUGUGAUUGAUGCAGCAGAAUUCAGAUGUCCGGAAGAGCAGGACCAGAGGCCGAUGUUGGAGGAGGUGCAUGAGUUCAUUCUCUUACUGCGCCAAGAUCUCAGCAAACGCAGGGAGAACGUGACUCCUGAGCAGAGCACUUUACUGCAAGACUUUGGGCUUGUUGUCUUUGAAGAGGAGGAUGAGGAAGAUGGAGAGGGUGGAGUUACUGACUUCAGCUCUAUGAAAUCCUGUUGCUAUCCGAAUCCUAGCUACAGAGGACAGAUGCUACAGCUGCCAGAGCCUUUUCACAUGACAGACAGCACUUCAAGGGACAAUGAAACAGAGCCCACCUACAGAGAUGGCCUGUUCUUUGAAACACGAGUCUUGGAGUGUGACAUAACGUCACUAUAAUAGAACCUGACUGUAGGGACAAAUAAACAACCCUAAACAAACCUCCUCUUUCUGCUGCAUGUGUCUUCUGUACAGGCAGGUGCAGGGCAUCUUUAGCUUGUCUUUAAAGUGCACCUGAAAAAUAAUGCUGGAAAUCACCCAGUUCUGAGAAGAGAGUGCGAUUCUCAGCAGUUACUGAGGUUUCAAACACAUUCUCACUCUUAAGCUUUUGUUGUGGUCACUGACGUCACAUUCUGGAUUCUCAUUAUGUCUAUAUAUGAAGUAUACUGCUUAUUGGUGUUUUUAGUGAUAAAGUUACCGUUAUUGUACUCUUCACAUACAGGUGCAUCACAGUUAAAUGUUAAGGGUUAGUUAGAUUUUUUUUCUAAGAAAUUAAUACCUUUCUUUUAUUCAGAAAGGAUGCAUUAAAUUGAUCAAAAGUGACAGAAAAGACUUUUAUAUUAAUAAAUAAAUGUAUUAUUUUUUAAAUAAAUGCUGUUCUUUUGAACUUUCUUUUCAGCAGAGAAACCAAGAGAAAUUCUCUUCAGAAACAAUAACCACAAAAAUAUUAAAAUAUUUAAACUUUUUUAAACAUCAGUAAUAAAGAGAAAUGUUAUUAAUAUAAUUUUAUUAUUAUAAAUGUAUAUAAUAAUUAUCAUUUGUAGUAUAACAUUUAUAGUACACAGCUGAGUAUAUAUUUAUACAUUUACAGUUUUGUCCACUAGGGAGAGCUAUUCAAUCUCUCAGA